Messenger RNA from Nicotiana attenuata, 1023 nucleotides. RefSeq names its product WRKY transcription factor 22-like. Gene Ontology annotation, molecular function: transcription cis-regulatory region binding; DNA-binding transcription factor activity. Gene Ontology annotation, cellular component: nucleus. The transcript is spliced from 4 exons. Gene Ontology annotation, biological process: regulation of DNA-templated transcription. Bases 1 to 1023 code for a protein of 340 amino acids. The record is from RefSeq and is a predicted model, not a curated record. NCBI's taxonomy places the organism in Eukaryota, Viridiplantae, Streptophyta, Magnoliopsida, Solanales, Solanaceae.
AUGGGUGACAACAAUUGGGAUCUAGGUGUGGUUGAAAGAAGCUAUAACAUUAGACCUAGUCAUGACACCAACAAGGUAGAAGUUCCCAGUUUAGGCUUAGAGUCUCUGACUUUCGGAAAUGACGAUGAUUGGAAUUUUUUCCAUAGUCUAUUAGAUGAUGACCGUGAUGACGAUAUCAUGACUUUCGAAAGUUUAGCUGAUGUAUUCUCUAGGGAUGAACAAAAACCUGAUGCGCCUCAUCAACUUUCUUUUAACAGUGUUCCUAUUGCUGAUGAGGUCAAGAAUGACCAAAAUGACCAACAACUGCUGUUACAACCCAUUCAAUUACCAGCUCAGCAAACCCAACCAAUUCCUCCUCCACCACCAGCAGUGGCAGCAGUAGCAGCAGCGUUUGUGCCAGCAGCAGCACCGCAGCAACUGAAUCCACGUCCAGUUCUGAAGCGAGCUAAAGUUCGUCCUACUAUCACUGUUCCCAUUAGAAAUCCUAUCAUCCAAAUUCGAAGAAGGAAAAAUCAGCCGGGAAAGACAGUCCAUGAAGUGAGUCAAGAGGAACUCAUUGAUUUUACAUGGGCAUGGCGUAAGUACGGUCAGAAGCCAAUCAAAGGGUCUCUAUUUCCGAGGAACUACUAUAGGUGUAGCACUUCAAAAGACUGCGACGCGAGGAAACACAUUGAGAAAAGCCCGAGGGAUCCAAACCUUUUUAUCGUUGCCUAUUCAGGUGAACACAACCAUCCUCCCCCGGCUAACCGCUGCACUCUCUCCGACAGCACCAAUUCCAAAAAGCUCCCAAAAGGCAUAAACAUUGUUCCUAGCCAAAAUACGCCACCUGUGUCCGAAAUCGAGAGCGCAAACCCAAACAAGAACGAAAUGGUUGUAGAGGAGAAGAAAGUAGACAAUGAAGAGGAGGAGGAGAAAGUUAUUCUGAUUCCUAAUAAUUUCAUGACUGAAGACAUUAUCAAAAGCUUUGAAGAACUCAAAGGAAUUACUACCGCAGACGAAUUCUCUAAAUCGUUCUUUUUUUAA